CCGCCCCCGAUCCAGAAGCAGCAAUGUUCGCGUCAGCCGCGUUCUCGAAGCAGCAAUGUGGCGUCGCCACCUGCCGACCUCGGCACGUCGCCACCGGGCCGCGACCUUCCACCUUUCGAGGAUGAAUCGGAACUGCUUGGCGGAGUCGGAAACGAGGACGAUGGCGUUCGUGACGAAGAGCAGGAGGAGGGUGAAGAGCUGUUUGGAGACAACAUGGAAGAUGACUACCGUGCGAUUCCAGCCCUUGACGUUUACGACCCGCAAAUGCUGGACGACUCGGAAUACAGCGCCUUGUCCGAGUCGGAUCGGAGGGCCGUCGAGGAACAGUUGCGGCAGCGAGAUCGAGCGGAGGGCCGUGUGGCCGGUCGCAUGCGAAAAGGCUUGCUUUAUGAUGACAGCAGCAGUGAAGCCGACAGACCUGUUCGUAGGAGGCGGUUGGCCGAGCGCGCGGCGGAAGGCGCCUUCUCGGAAGAUGAGGACAUGGUCGAGAGCAUUGAAAACCUCGAAGACAUGAAGGGCCACACUGUCCGGGAGUGGGUGACACAGAUCGGCCCCAAAACGGAAAUCUACAACCGCUUCAAGAACUUCUUGCGCACGUUUGUUGACGAGCGUGGCCACAACCUUUACAAGGAGAAGAUCAGGCAAAUGUGCGAAGAGAACAAGCUCAGCCUGGAAGUCAAUUACAACACCCUGGCCCAAGCAGAGCAGGUUCUAGCUUACUUCCUGCCAGAGGCACCCGCCGAGAUGCUCGUCAUUUUUGACGAAGCCGCCAAGGACAUCGUCCUCGGCAUGUUCCCCCAGUAUGAACGAAUCACGCGGGAGAUCCACGUCCGGAUCACUGACCUGCCUCUCAUCGAAGACAUUCGCAGCCUCAGGCAACUACACCUGAACCAGCUGGUGCGAACCGCCGGUGUGGUGACCAGCACGACCGGCGUGCUACCGCAGCUCUCCCUGGUCAAGUACGACUGCAACAAGUGCAGCUAUGUGCUUGGUCCGCUGGUGCAGUCGCAGAACCAAGAAGUCAAGCCGGGAUCGUGCCCCGAGUGCCAGAGCACGGGACCCUUCACCAUCAACAUGGAGCAGACUGUGUACCAGAACUACCAGCGCAUUAGCAUCCAAGAAAGUCCCGGCAAAGUGUCGGCCGGUCGUCUCCCCCGUUCCAAGGAUGCCAUCUUGCUGAGCGACCUCUGUGACUCCUGCAAGCCCGGUGAUGAAAUUGAACUUACAGGAGUGUACACAAACAACUACGACGGAUCCCUGAACACUGCCAAUGGCUUUCCCGUGUUUGCGACCAUCAUCAUGGCCAACCACGUGCUCCGAAAAGACGACAAAGUUGCGGCACGGCACCUGACGGACGAUGACGUGCGUCGUAUUGUGGCCCUCUCCAAAGAUGAGAGGCUUGCCGACCGAAUUAUCGCCAGCAUUGGGCCUUCCAUCUACGGGCAUGAAGAAAUCAAGAGGGCUAUUGCACUUUCCUUGUUUGGUGGCGAAGCAAAGAACCCUGGUCAGAAGCACAGAGUUCGUGGUGACAUCAACCUCCUCAUCUGUGGUGACCCCGGCACGGCCAAAUCGCAGUUCCUGAAGUACGUCCAGCAGAUAGCACCGCGAGCCGUCUUUGCCACGGGACAGGGCGCUUCGGCCGUCGGUCUGACGGCGUACGUCCAGCGCAGUCCGGUCACCCGUGAGUGGACGCUGGAGGCCGGCGCACUAGUCCUCGCCGACAAGGGCGUCUGCCUCAUUGAUGAGUUCGACAAGAUGAACGACUCAGAUCGGACCAGCAUCCAUGAAGCGAUGGAGCAACAAAGCAUUUCCAUCUCGAAGGCUGGCAUUGUGACCUCGCUCCAAGCACGUUGCGCAGUCAUUGCGGCGGCCAACCCCAUCGGCGGUCGCUAUGACCCAUCCUUGACCUUUGCUGAAAACGUGGACCUGACAGAACCCAUCCUGUCUAGGUUUGAUGUGCUUUGCGUGGUGAGGGAUCAGGUGGACCCUAUUCAGGAUGAAAAGCUUGCCCGUUUCGUCAUUGACAGCCACAUCCGCCACCAUCCAAGUGGAAACAAUCCGGAAGAUACGGAUGAGUCAAUGGAACAGGGGAGCCAAGGUCAACGUGACGACGGCGACACGGGCCCCGAGAAGAUCCCGCAGGACCUUCUGCAAAAAUACAUCCUGUACGCUCGUGAAAAAGUGCACCCCAAGCUUCACCAGAUGGAUCAGGACAAGGUGGCACGAAUGUACAGCGAACUGAGAAGGGAAUCCAUGCUGACGGGAAGCGUCCCCAUCACGGUGCGUCACAUCGAGUCUAUGAUCCGCCUUGCGGAGGCGCACGCACGCCUGCACCUGCGUGAGCACGUGCUCGAGGACGACGUGAACAUGGCGAUCCGCGUCAUGCUCGAGAGCUUCAUCAACACCCAGAAGUACAGCGUCAUGCGCAGCAUGGCCAAGACAUUCCAGAGGUACCUGAGCUACAAGAAGGACAACAACGAACUGUUGCUGUUCGUGCUGAAGCAGCUCGUUCAGGAGCAGAUCAACUUCAUGCGCAGCCGCUACGGCAGUGAGCCAGAGGUUGUCGAAAUCUCGGAGAAGGACUUGCAGGAGAAGGCUCACCAGUUGAACAUCACCAACCUCCAGCCAUUCUUCAAGAGUGAUCUGUUCAGGUCUCACCACUUCACGCACGAUGCCAGGCGUCACCUCGUCGUCCUCGCAUUCUAAGCACAUCAUCAACCGUCGGUAAAAUGCUCAACAGGCCUAC
Messenger RNA from Rhipicephalus microplus (southern cattle tick), 2746 nucleotides. It is a transcript of the gene Mcm2, whose product is annotated as DNA replication licensing factor Mcm2. Gene Ontology annotation, cellular component: nucleus; MCM complex. NCBI's taxonomy places the organism in Eukaryota, Metazoa, Arthropoda, Arachnida, Ixodida, Ixodidae. Gene Ontology annotation, biological process: mitotic DNA replication initiation; double-strand break repair via break-induced replication; DNA replication. The record is from RefSeq and is a predicted model, not a curated record. Gene Ontology annotation, molecular function: 3'-5' DNA helicase activity; single-stranded DNA binding; ATP binding.